GGGGAAGAGAGGCUGAGAGGAGGCCAGGAGGAGGAAGCAGGAGAAGGAGAGAGCAAGGGAGAGACCGAACAGAAGACCAGCUUGAACUGGAGCUGGAAGAGGCCACCAGCUUCAUCCUCCACUGAAGCAGCCAGAGGAACUUGACACCAUGGAGGCCGAAGGCACUAAGAAGCAGCAGGAGGAGAGCCAGCAGAUCAAUGGACUGGAGCAACAGAGCGAGUCAGGAGAUGCUCAGGUUGAGGCUCAUGGAGAGACUGAGGCUGGGAAAACAGAGGCUGCUGCUGGGAAGAAGACCAAGGAUGACAAUGAGCCUGCAGGAAAGGCUCCGGGGGCCGAGGAGAUGCUGGGAUCUGAGACCAAAGAGAAAGCAGAGGAAGCCGGAGAAACCAACCAGGCAGCCUCUGAGGAUACAGUGGCCGUGGGUGUCUCUGGAGCAGAGCCCAAGGAAAAAGCUGAGGUUUCUGGAACACCAGAAGAACCGCAGGAAGAGAAAGGAGCAAAAGCUGAUGCCUUGGAAAGAAACACCAGCACUUCCAGCGCAGAGGGCCAAACUCACAGCACUUCAGAUGAGCCUCUCUCGCCAGAACCAGAGGAGGAAGAAGAAUUCUGGCCAGAAUUCUCUCCAAGUUCUCCUGAACAGAGCCCACAAAGCCCCACAGAGUUCAAAAACGUGGAGACGGGAAGCACUCCUUCAGGCCCAACUGCCCCUGAAGCUGCCACGGGGAACAGCACCAGCACUGAAGCAGUCCCAAAGCGGGAUCAAGAGCAACUGCCAGCUGCUGAGGGAGCAGCCGCUGCCAAGGAGGAGAAGAAGAAGAGGCCCACUUUUGACAGAAGGGAGAUGACGAGGCCUCGUAUGCCACCCAGAGCUCAGUCCCGCAAGGCCAUCAUGGAUAAGUUUGGAGGGGCUGCAACCGGUCCUGCCCCCAAUAUCAAGAAGACAGGAGGUGCCAACACAGUGAAGACCAUGUUGCUGGAGUGGUGCCAGGCAAAGACCCGUGGCUAUGAGCACGUGGACAUCCAGAAUUUCUCCUCCAGCUGGAGCAGUGGCAUGGCCUUCUGCGCUCUCAUCCACAAAUUCUUCCCAGAUGCGUUUGACUACGCUGCACUUGACCCAGCAAACCGCAAAGAGAACUUCACUCUGGCCUUCUCCACUGCAGAGGAGCUUGCUGACUGUGCCCAGCUUCUGGAUGUGUCCGACAUGGUGCACAUGAGUGUCCCUGACAGCAAAUGCAUCUACACCUACGUCCAGGAGCUUUAUCGCAGCCUGGUGCAGAAAGGGCUUGUGAAGACCAAGAAGAAAUGAGAACGGAAAGCAGGCUUGCAUUUGAGGCUUACUGGAAGUUGGAGGGAAGGUUUGGCAGAACAGAGAGAAGGCGGCAUGGGGUGUCCCCUGGUCUCUAUUCUGCCAUUUCUUGUGUGCUGCACUGGAUCAAACGAAAGUGGCUUUUGCUCUAGCAUUUAAGUCGGCUAUACACAGACUUUCUGCCGGUGUGCUUUUGAGAUGUGUGGGGGAAAGGGGUCGUUAACUCUGUCCUGUAGGUGCUUCUAGUCACCUUCAGCAAUCUGGCCUCCAAGGAACCAAAAGUCUCUGUCAUAAACGGGCAUGGUGUGGAACAAGGAAGUCUCUCCAGAAAAUUACCACUGCCCAUUUCACGUACUAUUCACUUGGCUGCAAAUGCUGGCAAGUCCUCCUCCAACCCGUGCUGCGCUUCUCUUUAACCUUGCUCACUUCUCCUUACCGAGCAUCAUUAAAGCACAACUGCUUGAAGUCCAAGGCAA
Molecule: messenger RNA, 1782 nt
Organism: Lacerta agilis (Sand lizard)
Lineage: Eukaryota; Metazoa; Chordata; Lepidosauria; Squamata; Lacertidae
Gene: SMTNL1
Product: smoothelin like 1
Exons: 9
Coding region: 149-1306 (385 amino acids)
Biological process (GO): actin cytoskeleton organization
Cellular component (GO): filamentous actin; microtubule organizing center
Molecular function (GO): protein binding
Source: RefSeq, a predicted model, not a curated record